GAACAACUUAGAAAUAAGGCUACAGGAGAAACAGUUCUUACAUUUUUGACAUUUUACCCCAACUUGACACCCUUUAUUUAAUUUCUGUCUAUGAGGGGCAGUGCAAGUUUUAUUUUAAGUUGUAUUGUUUAAAACUUCGGAGAGAGGAUCGUUCGAUGGCUUUUUCUCAGAGGUCCUAGCUAAAUAUAUACGCAGCGCUUCAGCAAUUCUGUAGAAGUUGGUUUUCCUCGUUACAACAAGCAAACAGGGGGAGCACAGGAAAAUAAGUGAAAUAAAAGGUAAUUCUGACUGAGUUUCCUUGCUGUCACUAGAACAGAUUUAGUGGUCAAACAUCAUCAUGGGGGAAAUGGAGCAACUCCGCCAAGAAGCGGAAGGACUGAAAAAACAAAUUACAGAGGCCAGAAAAGCAGUUGCAGACAGCUCCCUAGCAGAGGUUACUUCUGGGAUGGAAACACUUGGCAGAAUACAGAUGAGGACACGCCGUACCCUCCGGGGACACCUGGCAAAGAUUUAUGCCAUGCACUGGUCUGCUGAUUCCAGUGAAGCCAGACUUCUAGUCAGUGCUUCUCAGGAUGGAAAGCUUAUCGUUUGGGAUACCUACACCACGAACAAGGUCCAUGCCAUUCCACUGCGCUCCUCAUGGGUCAUGACCUGUGCAUAUGCUCCUUCAGGAAAUUAUGUGGCCUGCGGCGGUCUUGACAACAUGUGCUCAAUCUAUAACCUGAAGACCAGGGAAGGGAACGUGAAAGUUAGCCGAGAACUUGCUGCACAUACAGGGUAUUUGUCAUGCUGCCGAUUUCUUGAUGAUAAUCAGAUCGUCACAAGUUCUGGAGAUACCACAUGUGCCCUCUGGGACAUAGAGACAGGAACGCAAAAGACUAUUUUCUCUGGCCAUGUUGGAGAUUGUAUGAGCCUUGCUGUGUCACCAGACAACAACCUCUUCAUCUCAGGGGCUUGUGAUGCCACUGCAAAACUGUGGGACAUCAGGGAAGGAAAGUGUCGCCAAACCUUCACUGGCCACGAGUCUGACAUCAACGCCAUCUGUUUUUUCCCAAAUGGCAAUGCGAUAUGCACUGGUUCUGAUGAUGCAACCUGCCGACUCUUUGACCUCCGAGCUGAUCAAGAGCUAAUUUCAUACUCACAUGAAAGCAUCAUCUGCGGAAUCACCUCAGUUUCUUUUUCCAAGAGUGGUCGACUCCUGCUGGCUGGAUAUGAUGAUUUCAACUGCAACAUAUGGGACUCCAUGAAAGGAGAACGCAUUGGUGUUCUUUCUGGCCAUGACAAUCGUGUGAGCUGUCUUGGUGUGACUUCAGAUGGAAUGGGUGUUGCAACAGGUUCAUGGGACAGUUUCCUAAAAAUCUGGAACUAGGAGAGAAAAAAUGAAAAAUAUGAACCACUUAAGAAGACACACCACUUCUGAUAAGGAUAACAUCAGGAAUAUUGUCUUUUUACAUAUGUAUAUUAUCGCAAGAGAACAAGUCCAGUUCACAGAUUAUUCAAAUUAUUUGCUUUACAGCAUAUAAAUGUCUACCGACGUGUGUUACUUUUUAGUCAUGUCUCUUUUAAAUGUGACUAUAGAUUUACAUUGUCUUUCAAAGGUUAAAAAAUCUUAAAAUAUUGUAAUCAGAUUUCUUGCAGGAGUUUCAUUUUGUAGGUGUGUAUAUUUUGAGAAUAGUAGAACAUAUACCCAAUGAAAAAAACUGCUACAUAAUUAAUUUAUAAACAGCAGAACUAAUGAAUCUCCAGAAGUGCACAUAAAUGACAUUUUUCACAGGAAAAAAAGCACUACAGAUUUAGGAAAAAAUGCUGGAUAAUGUUUCUGUUGAUUGCUGCUAUGUUCAAUGUUUUUUUUGGAACUGGAGCGAGUCAGCAAAGUUUAAGUUAAAUGUUUCUGUUGGAGAAUGUUUAGAAAUAUAUUUCAAGUGCUGAAGAAAACAUAGUGACAGCAGGCAUGAUACAUACUGAUGAUGCUUUUGCAAAGGUGCUGGGAAUUGAAAAUUGUCCAUCACAAUUCUCUAGAGACACACAAAGUGAGCACCAUGUUGUGGUCUGUGUAUUCCUCUCUAUUAUUUAUGUAGGUCAGUACAUUAAACUUUGAAGACAAGCCACAAGGCAAGGUUAAAGGUUAUUUUUAUAUAUAACCAUUUCAGAGUAGUCAGUCAUUAAUCAUGGCUUUGAGCAAUGGCACAAAAUUUAUGCAGGCACAACACGGCAAGAGCAUGGAAAUUCCAAACUCUAGAAGGUCCAUAACCAGAGGUCAGAAUCAAAUCUUUGAACUAUGAGGGAACAGCAAUCAUUUACCACUGCUGAAUAUCAUGGUUCUGUAGAUGUGUAAUGCAAUUCCUCAUUGUGUCUCUGGGUCUAGCUCUCAGAAUGCGCCUGAAAAUAAUUUGCUGUUUGUUCAUGCUUUUUAUAGCUACCUUUUUAAAAUAUUGAAAUGCAAGAUAUUUCUUUAGUUUGUAUAAAGCAUACUUGUGCAUUCAUACUGGACAGAUUCAAGAAGAUUUUUGAACCUGGUAUUGAAACAAAGCAAACUGGAUUCCUUGACAGGAAGCAUAUUGUUUAAGUAGUCCAUUUUUGUGGGAUAUACUCAUUUAAUCCGCUAUCCAGAAAAAUAAAAUACCAUAGUAUGUAACUUCCGUCCCCAAAAAUGGUACACACUGGUACCAGACUAGGUACCAUUCAAACAUACACACAAAAAAGAAUCAAGUUUACUCUCAAUCACUCCCAUUAACAGAUUAAUUUGCAUUAUGACUUUGUUUACUUCCUGUGCAUAGGUACAUCCCCUUCACAUAUCCUGCAUUUAAGAUAUGAAGGAAGUCUUGCUGGAGAAAAUUUACUAACAAUGAGAAUAUAUAAUGAAAACUGACAAAGUUGUGACUGUUACCUGGUAAUCUCGGACCUCUGCUUCUGCCCACCUCAAGAAAUAAGAAGUUAUGUACUCACCAUAACAUUCCAUGUGAGUUGUUCCAUCUCGCCUUCAUUCUUUACUGAUGGGUUCAGAGCCAAUCCUUCAGCUCCGAUAGGGCUGUUUGCAAAGCUCAAGAUUUACCAGUAGCUC
This is a messenger RNA of Protopterus annectens (West African lungfish), 3061 nucleotides long. RefSeq names its product G protein subunit beta 3 (gene GNB3). NCBI's taxonomy places the organism in Eukaryota, Metazoa, Chordata, Ceratodontiformes, Protopteridae. Gene Ontology annotation, biological process: G protein-coupled receptor signaling pathway. Gene Ontology annotation, molecular function: protein binding; signaling receptor complex adaptor activity. The transcript has 11 exons. Gene Ontology annotation, cellular component: heterotrimeric G-protein complex; cytoplasm. The coding region runs from base 338 to 1369 and encodes 343 amino acids. The record is from RefSeq and is a predicted model, not a curated record.